Molecule: messenger RNA, 1597 nt
Organism: Phialemonium atrogriseum
Lineage: Eukaryota; Fungi; Ascomycota; Sordariomycetes; Cephalothecales; Cephalothecaceae
Exons: 2
Coding region: 344-1393 (349 amino acids)
Molecular function (GO): zinc ion binding
Source: RefSeq, a predicted model, not a curated record
CAGGAUGGGUGGACCUUAGAUUGGGUAAACAUUUCUAGGUUAUAACUUUCUCAAGCUCUGGAUUCAUCUGCCUGGACAGUUAAGUUGCACUUUGUCGUACUGCCUGCUCCCAGAGACAACAGUGCGGCGUGGUACUCUCCAAGCUUUACCUCAAUGACAUGAGCAGGUGACUCCUCAGCCUUGAUUGGGCGAAGCUCGUCGCCUGAGGUGCUAUGGUGCUGGAUAGAGCUGGUUAGAUUGGACACUUGGCGUCCGCAUCUUUCUCUUAUUUCCUCCGGCCUUCCGACGCGUGUUGCAUAACCAAUCUUCGGCCUACACUCUCGCAAUAACUGAACCGGAAACCAUGGAUCCAUAUUCCUCUGCUGAGCAGCCGCAGUGGUCAUGGCCUGCUGGUAUGAAUGCUGAACAAACAAGUGGCACUACCGGAGCAUCCAGCUCUGCCGAAACCCGCCAUGAAGCGGCCCAAGGCCCGGAGCCGAACCUCCCACGGCAGCGUCAAGCUCAUCCACGGCAGCGUCACUACAAGCCUCGGACCUGCCGGAUCUGCUUGGAAGUAGUCCAGCCGACGACCGAGAUUGACGAUUCGGCAGCCCGGAUCUUUGCAUCCAAGGUCCGCGUGAAGUACGUCUCCGAAGAUCCCGAACUUGGACGCCUCAUCUGCCCCUGCAGAUGCAAAGGCUCGCAGAAGUAUGUCCACGAAGGAUGCCUCCAGGCCUGGAGACAAGCCGCGCCCCUGUCGGACAGGAACUUCUGGCGAUGCCCGACCUGCCAGUUUGAGUACCGUCUGGAACGACUGAGAUGGGGCCACUGGCUGUCGAGCCAUUGGACGAGGGCUGCCCUCACCUUCCUCGUCAUGCUGACUAGCAUCUUUUUGCUCGGCUUCAUCGCCGAUCCCAUCAUCAACCUGUGGAUUGAUCCUCUGGGGAGCAUUGCCGAUACCAUCGCAGACGUUGUCACGGAUGUUGAAGGGCUGCGGGAGGAGUUGAAGAAUGACGAGCCCGCGACCUGGGCUUACCACUUUAUGAAAGGAUUGUUCUCUCUGGGCCUUCUCGGCUUCAUAAAGAGCUUUCUCGCAAUGUCGCCUUGGCAUUGGCUUAACUUCCGUCAUGGUGGAGCGUUUGGUGGUGGCGGCGGCCGGCGCGGUGGAAGGGGGCGUGAUCGUCUUGAAAGUAUCAACUGGGCUUUGAUCAUCAUCGGUCUGAUUACUUUUAUGGGCGCUACGUGGAAGUUGGUCAGCCACCUCAGUUCGCGGGUGCUUGAGUCGGUAAGCGAGAAGGUCACCGACGUUCAAGGGGACGAUCCAGAUGAUGAUGAAGAUGACGACGGUAAUGGUGAAGAUGAUGGCGUUCAAGACUCUUCUCAACCGGCUGAAGAGUCGAGGAAAGACAUUUGAGUCGAGUGUAUGUUUUGCUCGUUAUGCCUUGUGCCUCUCAUCGGAGGCAAACAAGACAUCCCAUAUUAUCUUGGCGGUCUCCAUCUGGUGCUGUCCCAUGCUGUCCCACUUCAUGAUCGGUGAAACGAGAAGCAUUUACCUGCACACUCUUAAGUUGCCACGACUCUCGCUCCCGCGUUGUGUCAACUAGUCUGCGUGCAAAGA